AUGAUGAGUUGCCCUGCUGCUGCUGCUGCUGCUGCUUCUGCUGCUGCUGCUGCUGCUGGUGCUUCGAGCAGCAGCAGCAGCAGUAGCAGCAGUAGCAGCAGCAGCAAUAGCAGUGGUACUAGCAGCAGCAACAACAGCAGCAAUAGCAGUAGUAAUAACAAUAGCAACAGCAGCAGCAGCAGCAGCAGCAGCAGCAGCAGCAGCAAACAGGCCUCGCCUCUGGCGCGCAACGGCGCCAAGGGGAGCAGCGGGGGGCUGAUUGACUUGGGCUUGAAUACUGACAUCCUGCAGUCUCUGCUUAGCAUGGGGGUCCCCCAGGGGGGCCCCUCAUCGCGAGAUGGGUGGCCGGGGGGGGGCCCCUGGGGCCCCUGGGGCCCCAAAGCAACCACAAGGGCGGGGGGCCCCUGGGCAGUGCUGGCACCUGUACCCCCAGUGACGCCAACAACAAGCGAGACGCGGGGGGGAUGUGAAGAAAGAAUAAAAGAUGAGCUGCUGGAGCCGCAGCAGCAGAAGCAGCAGAAGCAGCAAAAGAUGCAGAGAGCUGCGCUGCUUCCUCUUGAUUUGCUGCAGCAACUCGGACACAAACACCCGGUUGCUGAGGAGACGAAGCAGCAGCAGCAGCAGCAGCAACAGCAGCAGCAGCAGCAGCAGCAGAAACAGAAGCAGAAACAACACCAGCAAGAGCAGCUGCAGCAGCAAGAUCCUCUCAAACUGCUGGAGGCUGCUGCAGCAGCAAAGCUGCAGCGGCCCUGCACGACAGAGGAGCUGACCCUCAUGCUGCAGGAGGCCCCGCUAAAGGGGGGUGGGGGCCCCCUCAAGAAGAUGGGGGGGGCCCCCAGGACGAUCGGGGGGCCCCCAAAGACAAUGGGGGCCCCCUCCUCUCCAUCUGUUGAAGCUGCGCUCGCGCACGAAACUGGAGGUACGCGAUACACAGCUCUGCGGUGUUUCGCUCUCGCUGCUGCUGCUGCUGCUGCUGCUGCUGGGUGA
Eimeria mitis is the source of this 987-nucleotide messenger RNA. RefSeq lists its product as uncharacterized. Gene Ontology annotation, biological process: regulation of transcription by RNA polymerase II. Gene Ontology annotation, cellular component: nucleus. NCBI's taxonomy places the organism in Eukaryota, Apicomplexa, Conoidasida, Eucoccidiorida, Eimeriidae. The transcript has a single exon. Gene Ontology annotation, molecular function: transcription cis-regulatory region binding. The coding region runs from base 1 to 987 and encodes 328 amino acids. The record is from RefSeq and is a predicted model, not a curated record.